Microplitis demolitor is the source of this 2425-nucleotide messenger RNA. RefSeq names its product palmitoleoyl-protein carboxylesterase NOTUM (gene Notum). The record is from RefSeq and is a predicted model, not a curated record. Gene Ontology annotation, molecular function: hydrolase activity. Bases 353 to 2230 code for a protein of 625 amino acids. The transcript has 7 exons. Lineage: Eukaryota; Metazoa; Arthropoda; Insecta; Hymenoptera; Braconidae.
CGUCCGAGACGCACGUGUCGCCGGAGAAGAACAUUGUGUUCUUGUAUAAUACCCUCAUGUCCAUGUGUGUUACCACGUGACUAACUACAUGCGCGUGUUUAUAUUUUUUAGUUUUUUAAAAUAGUGGAUAUUUAAAUAGGAUUUAUUUUUAUUUAAUAAUCUUGUGGAUUUACUUUUUUUUUAUUACUGAAAUGAUAGACUACUCGAGUAGCAAAUAAUUAACACGGCAAUAAAUUAUUUUAUUGAGUGUAUAUCAAUAAUUUAAGAUAAACAUUUUAAUAAGAAUUUAAAUUUUGCUUUUUAUUCUUUUAAUUAAUCUCAAGACCGGAAGUGCACCGGUAUCCCUACCGACAUGUUGCUUAAUCUACAGAUAGCAGUGUGUCUGGUAGUACUGGCUGCAUCGGUAUCUGCGGAGGACAAGACCUCAUUGGCACCCGACACAGUGUCGCUGUCACCGGCUCCAGCGUCUCCGAUAACGCAGAGCAACACGAUACAGAAGCUGAGAAAAAUUCUCGAAAAAAAUGAUCAGGAGGAGCCACGUGAGCUCAAACGUGUAUCUCUCAGUAAUCGUUUCGUCACAUGUAACGAUGGCUCGCAAGCUGGAUUUUAUUAUAGAAAAUCCGUUUCUAAGAAAUGGAUUGUGUUUCUUGAAGGCGGGUGGUGUUGUUUCGAUUAUCAGUCGUGUAGACACAGAUGGGCUAAUUUGAGAAAUUUUAUGACUUCUACCAAUUGGUCAGACACUCGAGAAGUUGGAGGCAUAUUGUCACCAAACCCACGCGAAAAUCCCCAUUGGUGGAGCGUAAACCAUGUAUAUAUACCCUACUGCACGAGUGAUAGCUGGAGCGGCACUAGAAAACAUAUCGAGGGAUUUUUUUCAUUUUUGGGAGCAGAAAUAUUAUUGCAAGUGAUUCGGGACCUAAUGCCACUUGGUCUUGACACCGGGACCAGUCUUAUGCUCGCGGGAAGCAGCGCCGGCGGGACUGGCGUAAUGUUGAAUCUCGAUCGCGUAAAGAAUCUCAUACAUAACGACUUGGGGAAGAAGAAUAUUGUCGUAAGGGGUAUCAGCGACUCUGGAUGGUUCUUAGACCGCGAGCCAUACGCCCCAAAUGGCGGCAUGUCACCCGUGGAAACCGUUAGAAUGGGCAUGGAAUUAUGGGACGCACGUAUGCCCGAUAAUUGCGUCGCUCAGUAUCCAGAUGAACCAUGGAGAUGUUUCUUUGGGUACAGAUUGUACCCAUCUCUCACUGCACCAUUGUUUAUUUUUCAAUGGCUUUUUGACAAAGCGCAAAUGAAAGCUAACAAUGUUGGUACGCCAAUGAGUAAAGAACAAUGGAAUUAUAUCCAUAAAAUGGGUGAUAGUUUACGUCAAACGUUUGACAAUGUCACUGCAGUGUUCGCACCAAGUUGUAUAAGCCACAAUGUAUUAACAAUACGUGAUUGGCAGAUGGUUAAAAUUGACGAAGUUUCACUACCACAAGCGUUACAUUGUUGGGAAAAGAAUCCUCCUCACCGUGCCAACACGAACAACACACAAGUAGAAACUAAUCAAUCUUGUGGCAAGUCAAUUACGAAUCCGUCAUUGCGCACAAACCAGACGAAAAAAAAUACGACAGUAACAUCUGCUACAAGUGGAAAUAAUGAUAAUAGAAGAAACGAUGAUGAUACAGGUGUUGAUAUAAAGCAAAACAUAAAUUUACUUGGGAGAAAAAAUCGCGUUAAAAUGACGAUGGGUAAUAACAGUAACGGUCCGAUCAAUGGGAGAGGAAAUAAAAAAAGAAAACGCAGAAGAAAGCAUAAAGAUAAUAAACGUCUGAGGGAGCGCAACAGAAAUGGGAAAAAUAGAGAGAGAAAAGAUAAACGUCAAAGGAGAAAAGAAGGACGUAAACAAAAUAAUAAUAAAUAUAUAAGUGGUAAUAAUCAUCGCACAAUGUUGAAUGACACACGACCACAACGUUCAUUGUUAUCGGGAGGUAACAGAAGAGAAAGAACAUGCGCGGAUAAUAAUUGUCAACAUCGUCAUAUUGAGAGAUGCACUUGGCCACAGUGUAAUCACAGCUGUCCAAAGCUUCAUAACCCGUUUACCGGGGAAGAAAUGGAUUUUAUUGAAUUAUUAAAGAGUUUUGGACUUGACAUGAAAAGCGUUGCUAAUGCACUCGGUAUUGACAUUCACACUCUCAAUAACAUGAAUCACGCCGAGCUACUUAAUUUAUUGACGCAGCAAGCGAACUAACCCCCAAAAUAAUAAGACUCUUAAAACCGCUAAACUAAUUACGUCCCCAUUUAUUUUUUAAUGUUAAUCAACAUGUAAUUAACGUCACAAAUCAUUUUUAUUCUUUGAUACACCGGUUAUACGACCAAAUCUUUAUGUAUAUAGUGUUUCUCACUAAAAGUUUUAUACUAUAGAUUUAUAUAUAUAUAAUUUAUA